AUGAGGAGCGCGGCGAAGGGGGCCGGACGGACAGGCCAUGCUGCCCCCUCCCCCGACCCCGCUCGGGCGGGCGGGCGGGGACGGCCGAGGGGAGGGCCCGCCGGGGGCCGACCUGCCGGCUCCUCCCCCCGCCGCCCAGCGAGCAUAAAGCCCCGCGCUCGCCCGCGCGCCCAGGCGCCCGCGGAGGCGGCGGCGCCCGGACCCCACUCCCGUUGGGCUCCCGGGUCCCCGAGGGCAAGAGAGACCCCGAAUCCCGAGGCGGGCCGGGACCUGGGCGCGGCCGCACCCCACACCCACCCCGGCUCGGGGGCCGGGCCGCGGGAACGCCCUCCCGGAAUGAAGCGCUUCCCGGUGCCUUCAAGAUUCGGGAAAGCCGGUUCCAGAGUCUCCCCGUCCACUCCCCACGGAAGCUGUAGAAAGAGUUCUAACCCCACCCCAUCGGAUUGGAAGUACCUAAGCUGCCGGCCCACUGUGUUUGGAGUGACUUCUCUCAGUCCAUCUCAAUUUAGACCACUCCCCAUGGAGGCAAAUGCCUUCCCGGCUUCCUUCUCCCCCCCCACCCAGGCUUCUAGGUCUCUGAAAUCUUCCAGUGCUUUCGCCCCAGGCUCCUGGGAACCAUCUCACCCACCCCCUUAAACUCCCUCCCUCUAGCCUGGGAACCCCGAGGAAGCCCAUCCUGGAUCACCUCUGGAUCCAGAGUACUCUCCCUGUCUCCCCUUCUCCAAAUCCAUGUCCCCGCCUCAAUCCCCUGGCUGAAAUCAGCCAAGAAACUGUCAAAGCCAAAGGCUGAGGCAGCCAGCCACUCCUGCUCAAAUCCCUAACCCUGCUGGGGGUCUCAGUGCCACACAAGCCACUCCUGCCCAAUUGCCUCCCACUCCUUCCCCCACCCACCUUCAAUCUAGCCAGUGUAACCCAGUGACAGUCCUUGAUGACAAGUUCCUUGCCCACCUUGACCUCCAUUCUCAAGUCACCCACCUUUUUAUUAAUGUGUGCUAGAGCUCUGGGCAACACAACCCUGACCUCUGUAAGGGUGCCCAUCCCCCUCCUCUUAGUACACCUCCCCUGCCCCCACCCCAACUACCUCUGGGAUAAGAACGUGAGAGACUCAAGUUAAUGGUUUCCUCUGGGACCUUCUGGGAAUACUCAGCAGGUAUAUCCUGCCACCCUGUAUGCAUGACACUAGAAACAACUUGCUUUUUCCUGUU
Molecule: messenger RNA, 1205 nt
Organism: Phacochoerus africanus (Common warthog)
Lineage: Eukaryota; Metazoa; Chordata; Mammalia; Artiodactyla; Suidae
Product: translation initiation factor IF-2-like
Exons: 3
Coding region: 1-636 (211 amino acids)
Source: RefSeq, a predicted model, not a curated record